AUGGAGCUCACUGGAAGCAGUUACGAAGGAGAUAUAAAAAAUGACAGGAUGGAGGGAAGAGGAGAGUACACCUUUCCCACAGAGAGCAAGUAUGUGGGAGAGAUGAAAGAUGGGAUGUUUCAUGGCAAAGGAGUGCUACACUUUCCAAAUGGAAGUAAAUAUGAGGCCACCUGGGAAAACGGCAGAGCUAAACAGGGGUCGUUCACCUUUGCUGAUGGUCUGCAAUACCAGGAGACGGACUGGGACUACUGCGACGGUUACGACAGGCGUUUCUACACUGAGAGGUGCAAUGGACUCAGACCUGCAGGAGAAUCUCAGCUAACCGAUCUGCAUCCUCCACGUGUCAUUCCUGAUGGGUGUUAUGAUUGUGGAGACGGUUUCUAUGACCCCGCCACCAGGGUCAUCACUUCCUACUCGGGCAGAUUCCUCAGGAAUGCAGAUGACUCCGAACAUGAGUGGAUUGUGCGGACCUGUCGUAAAGCAUGGGAUGAGGUUGCUGGCGUUGCUCCUGAAUAA
Molecule: messenger RNA, 516 nt
Organism: Scomber japonicus (chub mackerel)
Lineage: Eukaryota; Metazoa; Chordata; Actinopteri; Scombriformes; Scombridae
Gene: morn5
Product: MORN repeat containing 5
Exons: 5
Coding region: 1-516 (171 amino acids)
Source: RefSeq, a predicted model, not a curated record